Messenger RNA from Symbiodinium necroappetens, 993 nucleotides. Lineage: Eukaryota; Dinophyceae; Suessiales; Symbiodiniaceae. The record is from the annotation of a GenBank genome assembly.
AUGCCCCUGCCUGAGAGCUUUGCCGAGCGCUUGCGUCUGCCGGUGAUCGGCGCGCCGCUGUUCCUGAUCUCCUCGCCCGAGCUGGUGAUCGCCCAGUGCCGGGCCGGCAUCGCCGGGACCUUCCCGGCGCUCAACGCCCGCCCGGCCGAGGCCUUGGGGCGCUGGCUGGAGCGGAUCGAGACGGCGCUGGACGCCGAGGCGGCGCCCUACGGCGUCAACCUGAUCGUGCACCGCUCCAACCCGCGCCUGGAGCAGGACCUGGCGACGGUGGUGGCCCACCGGGUGCCCUUCGUCGUCACCUCCGUGGGCGCGCCCGACGCGGUGGUCGAGCGGGUUCACGCUUACGGCGGCCUGGUGUUCCACGACGUGGUCAACCUGCGCCACGCCCGCCGGGCGAUCAAAAGCGGCGUCGACGGCCUGAUUCUGGUGGCCAGCGGCGCCGGCGGCCAUGCCGGCACGCUCAGCCCCUUCGCCCUGCUGCCCGAGGUGCGCGCCGAAUUCGACGGCACCCUGGUGCUCGCCGGCGCGAUCGGCUCGGGCCAGGCGGUGCGCGCCGCGCGGGUGCUGGGCGCCGAUCUCGCCUACAUGGGCACGCGCUUCAUCGCCAGCCGCGAGGCCGAGGUCAGCGAGGACUACAAGCGGAUGAUCGUCGACUCGACGGCGGCCGACAUCGUCUACACGCCGGCCUUCACCGGCGUGCACGGCAACUACCUGCGCCCCUCGAUCGAGCGUUGCGGGCUCGAUCCCGACAACCUGCCGCCGCUCGAUCAGGUGGCCGUCGCCGACCACGAGAAGCGGCCCAAGCGCUGGAAGGACAUCUGGGGCGCCGGCCAGGGCGUGGGCACGGUCGCCGACGUGCCGGGCGUCGCCGAGCUGGUCGCGCGACUGGCGCGCGAGUACCUGGCGGCCGGCGCGGCCACGGCGGCCGAUCCCUUCGACCGGCGCCUGCGCGCGGCCGCCGGCGCGCCGAAGACUCCCACGGCCGCAUUGUAG